UUGCGACUCUCUCUCUCUCUCUCUCUGUAAAGUCGUGCCUUAACAUCUGUUUUGUUGAGUUCACCACCAAAACCCUGAGAGAGAGACUAGAGAGUUAAUGGCGAACAGUAAUUUACCUCGAAGGAUAAUCAAGGAAACACAGCGUCUUCUCACUGAACCAGCUCCAGGAAUAAGUGCUUCGCCUUCAGAAGAUAACAUGCGAUAUUUCAAUGUAUUGAUACUUGGUCCAUCACAAUCUCCUUAUGAAGGAGGGGUAUUCAAAUUGGAAUUAUUUUUGCCUGAAGAAUAUCCAAUGGCUGCUCCCAAGGUCCGCUUCUUGACCAAAAUAUACCAUCCUAACAUUGAUAAGCUGGGGAGGAUAUGUCUGGAUAUUCUUAAAGAUAAAUGGAGUCCAGCCCUCCAGAUCCGAACAGUAUUGCUGAGUAUCCAAGCACUUCUUAGUGCUCCGAACCCAGAUGAUCCACUUUCAGAGAACAUUGCAAAGCAUUGGAAGAGAAAUGAAGCUGAAGCUGUUGAAACGGCAAAAGAGUGGACCCGUUUAUAUGCGACUGGUGCAUGAUGAUGGGUGCUUGUUUCUUGCAAGUAUUAUUAUUUCUGAAAUUGUAAGUGAAGCUGAACAGUUGUCUUUGGCUUUUUAAUGAAAGCUAAGAAAAUAUUGCAUGAACAGCCUGGAAUCAAUCUUCUUAAGGCUUUUUGGCACUGGUGGCUGUUAAUGUUUUUAAUGUAUUCCAAGGGCAUUUACUUUUUGUAGAUUAUAAUAAAAAUUUGUUGCUCAUA
Messenger RNA from Cornus florida, 777 nucleotides. Its product is annotated as ubiquitin-conjugating enzyme E2 36-like. Bases 98 to 559 code for a protein of 153 amino acids. NCBI's taxonomy places the organism in Eukaryota, Viridiplantae, Streptophyta, Magnoliopsida, Cornales, Cornaceae. Gene Ontology annotation, biological process: DNA damage tolerance; protein K63-linked ubiquitination. Gene Ontology annotation, cellular component: nucleus. The transcript is spliced from 8 exons. The record is from RefSeq and is a predicted model, not a curated record. Gene Ontology annotation, molecular function: ubiquitin conjugating enzyme activity.